AAUACAAAAAUUAAACGAUGUCGUAUAGCUGGUAUUCUCAUUUACUUCAAAAUCAAGAACCUUGGUCUAGGGUUUUAACCAUCUGUGAGAACUGAGAAGUUAAGAGAAACAAAAAUGGUGUUGUCGAAUAAGAAGCUGAAGCAAAAGCUAAGAGCAGAACUAUUGGCAAAAAGGGUAGCCGAAUCCGAAACGGAUAAGAAAAAACCAGAUUCGAAUUCGGAGCCCCAAUCCCUGAAAUCACUCCUAGACUCAGUAACUCAGAAACCCAGGUUGUCAAAGCGAGAAAAAAGAAGAAAAAACAUUCCUUUUUUAAUAGGGUCCAACCAGGAAGCUGAAGAAAAUGGAGAAGAGGGUGAAGAAGAUAAAGUACAAGGUAACAGUGAGGAGGUUGAAAAUAAGAAGAAAAAGAAGAGGAAGAGAGAGGAGAAGGUGAAAGAGGAUAAAACGACGUCGGAGAAUAAGGAAAAUAAUAAGAAUAGUAAGAAGAAGAAGGCAAAGAAUAAGAAGAAAAAGAAGCCGAAGAUUGUGAGUGAAGAGCAAGGGUUUGUGCAGUUUGAAAAUGCGACUGAAAGCCAGGUGAGGAUGGAUGUGGCCACAAAAGUAUAUGUUGGAGGCAUUCCAUAUCGCUAUACCGAGGAUGAUAUUCGGUAUUAUUUUGAAAGUUGUGGCACCAUAACUGAUGUUGAUUGUAUGAAGUUCCCUGACACCGGGAAGUUUAGAGGAAUUGCAAUUAUUAGUUUCGAGACAGAAGCAGCAGCAAAAGAAGCCUUGGCUCUUGAUAGAGCUGAAAUGGGAGGAAUGCAGCUAACAAUUCAGCCUUACAAAUCCACUCGAGCCAAUAAAGCGACUGGUUUUGCCCCGAAGAUGGUGGAGGGAUACAACAGAAUAUAUGUUGGAAAUUUAUCUUGGGAUAUUACUGAGGAUGAUUUGAAGAGGUUUUUCUCAGAUUGCAACAUAUCAUCUAUACGCUUUGGCACGAACAAGGAAACAGAGGAAUUCCGAGGCUAUGCUCAUGUGGAUUUCUCUGAUAGUGUCUCGGUAGCCAUGGCAUUGAAAUUGGACCAAGAAAUUGUGUGUGGUAGACCUGCCAAGAUAAGUUGUGCAGUUCCUAAGAAUGGAGUUAAAACUCAAUCAAGGUCUGAUCCUACAAGUAAUGAAGUCCGUAAAAAGGACAAAGGAGCUUUUAGUGUUGAAGCACCUGUGAGUGUCGAAGCACCUACGGUUAAUGAAGUUGAUGAUGGUUGCUCAAGUGUUAUCAGUGGUAAGUUGAGGAGAAGGACGUGCUAUGAGUGCGGACAAAAGGGCCAUGUUUCUUCUGCUUGCCCAAAAGGAUCUGUGAGUGUUGAAGCACAUACAGUUAAUGAAGUUGGUGGUUCGAUGGUUAAUGAAGCACCUACGGUUAAUGAGGUUGAUAACGGUGGCUCAAGCAUUACCAGUGGUAAGUUGAGGAGAAGGACAUGCUAUGAGUGCGGACAAAAGGGCCAUAUUUCUUCUGCUUGUCCAAAAGGAUCUGCGAGUGUCAAAGCAACUGUGAGUGUCAAAGCACCUACAGUUAAUGAAGUUGGCAACGGUGGUUCAACGGUUAAUGAAGCACCUACGGUUAACGAAGUUGCUAAUGAUGGCUUGACCGUUAGCAGCGGGAAAUUGAGGAGAAGGACAUGCUACGAGUGCGGACAAAAGGGUCAUAUCUCUUCUGCUUGCCCAAAUAAGAAAUCUGCAGAAACAACAAAUACAAACACAAAUUGACCAUUAAUGGAAGGUUUUUUAUUUUUUUUCUCCUAUCACUUGAAUUACUGCUACUAUUUACAUGUGAGUCCUGCUGUACUUACAAAUUGGUAAAAUUUUGAGGAAAAAAUAGAUGCUAUUUAUAUGAGCUUCAACCAUUGAAUUUUUGGAAGCUUCAAAGGCUGUCAAAA
Messenger RNA from Gossypium arboreum, 1916 nucleotides. Its product is annotated as phragmoplastin interacting protein 1. The transcript has 4 exons. Gene Ontology annotation, molecular function: zinc ion binding; RNA binding. The coding region runs from base 115 to 1746 and encodes 543 amino acids. The record is from RefSeq and is a predicted model, not a curated record. Lineage: Eukaryota; Viridiplantae; Streptophyta; Magnoliopsida; Malvales; Malvaceae.